GCACAGCACCUAUUUUUUUUGUCAUUUAUAAUUUUAUAACCUUAAAAGUGUAGGUAACUACAAAAUAAAAUAACUCAAAUUAAAUUAAAACUGAUUAAAAUGAAUUUGUUGCGGAAUGUAGCAAUUUUGUGCCAGCGUUCUCUUCCCAUCGUUAACGGCCAAGUGGUCAAUGUCGCUAAUAGACAUUUCCAUACAUCAAAAGCUCAUAAUGAUCUGAUGGAGUUUUUUGAUAACAAAAAGAACUGGGGAGAGAACAACAUCAGAGUGGGCAGAGCGUGGCGCCUAGAUGAGCUGCGCAUUAAAUCCAAUACAGAUCUACACAAACUUUGGUAUGUAUUGUUGAAAGAACGAAACAUGCUGUUUACCAUGGAACAUGAAUGUUAUGAACAAGUGAAGCUGUUCCCUAACCCUGAGCGUAUUGAUAAAGUACAAGAGUCCAUGAACAACAUAGAAACUGUUGUCCGCGAACGCAAUGUCGCAUACCACGAGCUGGAAACUGGCGAAACUGGGGAGCGAACUACAAAAGAUGUUGUCAACUUAUUUGGUCUUCCAGAAAAGUAUGAGAGGAAAGAAUACACUAUACCUAAGUUUAUGAACACUCGGUGGGUGAGGCCCUACCUGAAACAUGGACUUAUAAAUAGCUUUGCCGUAAAAAAGUUUUAUCGGCUUUACCAAGAAAAGCAGCACAAUGUUGAGCGAAGAUCUAGAAAUCGGGACUACAAUCAUGUUCAGCAAUUGCUAAAGAGAUUCCCUAAUAUGGAUAUAGCAAAGUUGAGAAUGGAUUACCCAGAUGUUGAUGUUGAAAAGGCAAUGCGCUCCAGGAAAUCCAGAGGACACUGUAUUCCUAAGUAUUAAGAUAUUUAAGUAUAAUAUGUAGUAUAAAUUGAUAAUAUAGGUUUUGAUUUUUAAACUA
Plutella xylostella (diamondback moth) is the source of this 913-nucleotide messenger RNA. RefSeq names its product mitochondrial ribosomal protein L47 (gene mRpL47). The record is from RefSeq and is a predicted model, not a curated record. Gene Ontology annotation, biological process: mitochondrial translation. Gene Ontology annotation, cellular component: mitochondrial ribosome; mitochondrial large ribosomal subunit. Gene Ontology annotation, molecular function: structural constituent of ribosome. Lineage: Eukaryota; Metazoa; Arthropoda; Insecta; Lepidoptera; Plutellidae.